GGAGACCCCGCGUGAAGGGAGGCCCGGUCAACCUCCGCUUGACUGUUGAUCCUUGAAAGAUGUGCUGUAAAACAAAUAGGAGGUUUUUGCUGCUUUAUGCAAGCCAGAAGGGCCAGGCAAAAGCCAUAGCUGAGGAAAUAUGCCAGCAGGCAAAGGAACGUGAAUUUGAAGCUGAUAUUCACUGCGUCAGUGAGUCCGACCAGUAUAACUUGGACAGUGAAAAGGCCCCUGUGGUUAUUGUUACUUCUACUACGGGUACAGGAGAACCACCAGACACAGCAGUCAAGUUUGUUAAGGAAAUUAACAACAAAACUCUGCCAUCAGACCACUUUUCCCAUUUACGAUAUGGAUUGCUAGGUUUGGGAGACUCAGAAUACACAUACUUCUGCAAUGGUGGAAAGAUAAUAGACAAACGAUUUCAGGAACUUGGAGCACAGCGUUUUUGUGAGGUGGGACUAGCUGACGAUGCUGUAGGUUUGGAACUGGUGGUUGAUCCAUGGAUUGCUGGACUUUGGGUUGCCCUCGAACAGGAAUUUGCAUGCAGGGAAGGAGGUGCAAACUGCAAAGACAAGACGGCAUCUGUUUGUAUCAACACAGUUUCUAAUUCAUGCAUUGCAUCCAAAAUAGCACAGUUGAAGCUAGAAGAUUCAGAAGUGAGAAAUGGUCCGUUAUCAAAAGGAAACAUUAACUCAGAACUUCCCAUUCAGUGCUCUCAACCGUCACUUUCUCGAGCGAUACCUCCGCUUUCACAGUCUUCUCUUAAUGUUCCUGCUUUACCAUCAGAAUACAUAGAAGUGCAGUUUCAAGAAAGCUCUGAUCAGGAAAGGUCUCCCAUGGAUACCAGCCAGCGUUGUGUUUCGGAGACCUCCAUCUUCCAGGUUCCUGUCACCAAGGCCGUUCAGCUUACCAGGGAUGAUGCGGUAAAAAGGACUUUGCUGCUAGAACUUGAUAUUUCUAAAACAACAUUUUGCUACCAGCCUGGAGAUGCCUUUAAUGUAAUUUGCCCCAAUUAUACCAGCGAGGUGGAAGAACUUCUUCAAAUCUUGGGAUUGUUGGAAAAGAAAGAUUACGUUGUUUGCUUGAAGAUUCAAGCACACACUAAAAAGAGAGGAGCAGCUGUGCCGCAGUAUAUACCUGAAAAGAGUACUGUGAAAUUUAUUCUGAUGUGGUGUUUGGAAAUAAGAGCAAUUCCCAAAAAGGCAUUUUUACGCUCUCUCGUAGAAUACACCACUGAUGUCGGAGAAAAAAGGAGACUUCAAGAACUGUGUAGCAAACAAGGAUCCUCAGAUUAUAACUCUUUCAUAAGGGAUGCUGGUGUCUGCUUGUUGGAUUUACUCCAGACUUUCCCAACUUGCAAGCCUCCAUUUAGCCUUCUGAUUGAACAUCUUCCGAAAUUGCAAGCCAGACCCUACUCGGCUGCAAGCUCCAGUUUGUUUCAGCCUGGAAAGAUGAGUUUCAUCUUUAAUAUUCUGGAGUUUCCAUCCCAUCUAGGUCAACUGCGAAGGGGCGUCUGUACCGGCUGGUUGGCUGAGCUGGUUGUCCCAGUCCUUCAGUCGAGUACGAAGUGUGAGGGACUCUUAAUUCCAAAGAUCUCCAUAUCUUCUCGUCCAGCCAACAUUUUUCACUUGCCAAACGAUCCAUCGGUUCCCUUCGUUAUGGUUGGUCCAGGAACUGGAAUUGCAGUGUUUAUUGGCUUCCUGCAACACAGGCAAAAGCUCAAGGAAGAUCACAAAGACUGGGCGUUUGGAGAGACGUGGUUGUUUUUUGGCUGCCGACAUAAAGCCAAAGAUUACUUGUUUCGAGAUGAGCUCAGAGGCUUCGUUGAAAAUGGCACAUUAACUCAUCUGAAGGUUUGUUUCUCAAGAGACGCCCCAGCUAAGGAGGAAACUGCUGCUCCUAAAUAUGUUCAAGAUAACCUUCGGCUUUGUUGUAAAGAGAUUAGCAAGAUUCUCCUGCAGGAAAAAGGGUAUUUUUAUGUGUGCGGAGAUGCAAAGAAUAUGGCAAAAGACGUGAAUGAUACAUUAGUAGAUACCUUAAUUGCCGAGAAAGGAAUUGACAAACUGGAAGCACUGAAAAUACUGGCUUCAUUAAGAGAUGAAAAGAGAUAUCUGCAGGACAUCUGGGCCUAAGAAUUAGACACUUUCUUUUAGACAAUUUGGCAUUGUUGAUCUGUAGAAGGAGCCUUCUGACCUUCAGUUUCAGCUAUCUUAACUGACCUGAGCAAUUUAAACAAUAACCUUUUAAAUAUAUACCCUGGUCAAUCAAGUACUCUUGUCUCGUACUAAAUGUAUAUUUUCUUCUCCUAUUUAAAAAUAAUCCAGAGCUCACAGCCCAACAACAAACCAUGAGUUCUUUUCCUGGGUUUGUGUUUAACCAUGGUUUGUUAGUAUGGCUGGGUUCGCACAUUACAAUAAUCCAGAAUUCAACAAUCCAUGGGUUAAAUAAAUCAUCAUUAUGUGUGAACAAAGGGGGGAAUUGAUUUCUUCAACAUCUAGAUUUAAAUUGCCAUGAAAGAGGAUGGGUUUGAUUUAAAUCAAAUUUCCCACUUUGUAAUUUAUGAAUUACCUGAACAAUCCAAACUAAUUUCUUGCUAAAACAAAACUUAUUGGUUUGCAAGUAAAGUCUUUAUACAUCUAGGAACUUAAUCCAAAACCUCUGGUCUUGCAUGCUGUUAUGCAAUUCUGUCUGUUUAAAAGACAAUGGGAAAUUGAAGUCAAUAGAUUUCUGUUUGACUCUAUUCAUAUACAAGAUAAUAAUUUUCCUUUAAAUAGUGUAGGAAUUGAUGCUCGUUACUGAACAAAACUGUGUUUCCUUAGGAAAGGAAAAGUAAAUUCCAUGUUUGGCUAAUAGUCAAAUAUUCAUAAUUUUCUACAAUAAUAAAUGCAUAUUUUAUCACUUAUAGGGCACCUUUCAGAAGUCAAGAUAUUGAUGACUAUGUUUUCUCUCUCUUUUGAAUAGAAAAUAGGGGUGUGCAGUUGAAAGUUUGAGUUUUAAGAGAUGAAUGGGCAUGUUUGCAUCACAUUUCAUUUUAAGGGUAUUUUCAAAACGUGACAAUGAAACCUCAAGCCUGAUUUUUUUCACCAGAGUCACCUGUAAGGAUCCUGAAAUGAAGCUACAAGGGUCAGCAGUGGAUUGGCUUUGGGGUGCUGUUAUGCCACCACACAAGUUUUCAUCCCUGAAGCUUCCAUCCAUGGUUAUGGUUUUAAAUUGAGUGUGUGUAUGAGUCUAAUGAUUGUUAAGGGAGUUACUAUAAUUUUGAAUCAGUGGGACUUAAAUAUGCCAAAAUCUGGCUGGGUUAUGCCCAUUAUUUCUGAUAAUGUGUAAACUUUAUUUUUAAUUUUCAAUAAAUAUUUUAAAACACUAAAGCAAUUUUUGUUUGCGCUU
Elgaria multicarinata webbii is the source of this 3384-nucleotide messenger RNA. RefSeq names its product 5-methyltetrahydrofolate-homocysteine methyltransferase reductase (gene MTRR). The transcript has 15 exons. Gene Ontology annotation, cellular component: cytosol. Gene Ontology annotation, biological process: homocysteine metabolic process. Lineage: Eukaryota; Metazoa; Chordata; Lepidosauria; Squamata; Anguidae. Gene Ontology annotation, molecular function: FMN binding; [methionine synthase] reductase (NADPH) activity; flavin adenine dinucleotide binding. The coding region runs from base 60 to 2129 and encodes 689 amino acids. The record is from RefSeq and is a predicted model, not a curated record.